UCUUUAGUUAGUCGUUUGCGUGGGUCCGAGUACUUCACUCUCCUCUAGAUCUCCAAGGUUUCCGGACUUCAUUACACAUCAGGGAUGAUGAUGAGGGGAUGCCUAGCUAUUCCUUUGGUUUUUGCUACGUUAUUGGCACUGACCACAGCCAGUUAUUGGUCCUAUGGCAGCAAUGAAGAGAGAUGCGAGGCGGAGUUGAAAGUCAUCCGUAAAAAUAUUAUUCUUCUAAAAUCGACAAUAAUUCAUCUGAAGGCAAAAAUAGCCAAACUUCCAUACAGGCCCAAACCAGGUAAGCCAGGGAAACCCGGACCCCCGGGUCCUAAAGGAUUACUUGGUAGCUCUGGAGCGAAAGGAGAAGAUGGCGACCCAGGCCAAAGAGGUGUUAAAGGUCCUCAAGGUGACCAUGGGAUCCAAGGCGAGAAAGGCGACAGAGGAGACCGGGGACCGAGAGGUAAAACUGGGCGGAAAGGUCAAACAGGUGAGACGGGAAAUAAAGGACCUACUGGAAACCAAGGUCCCAAGGGUCCUGAUGGUAUUAAAGGAGACCGUGGGGAAAAAGGAGAGAGAGGGAACAGGGGACCUCGGGGAUUUAAAGGUGCCAAGGGAGAGAAAGGGGACCAGGGAAUGAAAGGAGUCGUUGGAGAUGUUGGACCGAGAGGAGAAAGAGGAAUAAAAGGAAUUCAAGGCAGGCCUGGGGAAGUAGGAGAAAAGGGGGAGACGGGUCCGAAAGGUGAUAAGGGCGACAAGGGGGACCCUGGAAUGAAAGGGGAGAAGGGCGAUAAAGGAAUGACUGGUGACAUUGGCAUCACUGGAAGAACAGGAAAGAUGGGUCCUAAGGGUUUCAGGGGUUUGCGUGGAAUUAGGGGUCCAAAGGGGUUAAAGGGAGAUCAAGGGGAGAGAGGAAUGAAAGGAGACACCGGUGACGUUGGACCGCGAGGAAAAGUUGGAAGAAAAGGAGACAUAGGUGACAAAGGACCAAGGGGACCUAAAGGAUUUAAAGGAGAGCGUGGUGAGACAGGAAAUGUAGGAGAGAAAGGUGAUAAAGGCGAAACCGGGGAUGCAGGUAGCCAGGGACCUCAAGGAGAUAAGGGUCCAAAAGGGGAUCCUGGAGUUCCAGGCUCUAGAGGACCCACUGGAGAUAAAGGUCCGAGGGGACCUAAAGGACCCAAAGGACCUAAAGGGGAUAUGGGCAAACCAGGGUAUAAAAAUGCAUUCUGGGAUGAUUACAUCUAAUCACUUCAUGUCUCUACUGUUGUAUUUAUCUAAUAACUGAUAAUUUUGUUAAGUUGUUUGUAUAGAAAAUAUUAAGAAAAAUUAAAUUUGCGUACUCAAAAAAUUCUAA
Magallana angulata is the source of this 1342-nucleotide messenger RNA. Its product is annotated as collagen alpha-2(VI) chain-like. The record is from RefSeq and is a predicted model, not a curated record. The coding region runs from base 85 to 1233 and encodes 382 amino acids. Lineage: Eukaryota; Metazoa; Mollusca; Bivalvia; Ostreida; Ostreidae. The transcript has 2 exons.